Molecule: messenger RNA, 392 nt
Organism: Oncorhynchus tshawytscha (Chinook salmon)
Lineage: Eukaryota; Metazoa; Chordata; Actinopteri; Salmoniformes; Salmonidae
Product: L-rhamnose-binding lectin CSL3-like
Exons: 5
Coding region: 24-392 (122 amino acids)
Molecular function (GO): carbohydrate binding
Source: RefSeq, a predicted model, not a curated record
GUACCACUCCUUUACAUGGCAUCAUGCGCAUUUUGAGACUGACGGUGGUCACAUUGCUGGCUACAGCUUGCUGCACACUAACAGAUGGAGCAAUCAGCAUCACAUGUGAAGGCUCUGAUGCUUUACUGCAAUGUGAUGGAGGUAAGAUCCAUAUCAAGCGUGCGAACUACGGUCGUCGUCAACACGAUGUGUGUUCUAUUGGGCGCCCUGAUAACCAACUCACCGACACCAACUGCCUCAGCCAAUCCUCCACCAGCAAGAUGGCAGAAAGAUGCGGUGGAAAGAGCGAGUGUAUUGUCCCUGCAUCCAAUUUCGUUUUUGGAGACCCCUGUGUCGGGACUUAUAAGUCCCUGGACACCAAAUACUCCUGUAUUUGGUGGAGGAUUGGCUGA